Molecule: messenger RNA, 2190 nt
Organism: Lepisosteus oculatus (spotted gar)
Lineage: Eukaryota; Metazoa; Chordata; Actinopteri; Semionotiformes; Lepisosteidae
Source: RefSeq, a predicted model, not a curated record
CGGCUGGCCAUCUGUCCAUUUCGCUGCCUUAGCUGCACGUGGGAGGGGGGUUUCUGGGCAGCUUUUACAUCAGAUUUCGUCGAGUUGGACAGGUCUGUACCGAAAUAUGGCAUGCAGAUGAAGUGAACCUGUCAGUUGUUGUCUUCACGUUCCUCGCGCAGCUGUACAGCAAAAAAAAAAGCCGAGGUUGGUUGCCUUCAUUAAAAAUAAAUAAGACUGUCUGGAAGCCAUGGAGCCUUGGCACCAUUUCAUCCUCCUCCUGAUCAUCAUGGUCACCAUGCUCCUCCUGCUGGCUGGAGUCAUCCUCUCGGUCCUCUGUUACUGCAGAGAGAAAAGCCGUAAGUGGAAGGAGCAGACACGGUCAGCAGUGCCACGGAUCGUCUACAAAGACCAGACCACCUCCACCAGUAACAUCAGUGCCAUCUUGGCCCUCAUCAGGACCUCCACAGGGGUCCAGAGCUGCGAAACCCAGACCAGUCUCGUGGACGACUGUAGACAAUGGAGUCGUACGGGAAGCUGCAGUAAGUCUAACCUGGCCACCUGUGCUUCCUCCACGCUAAGUAGCAAGAGCCAGGGUUUGUGCAGCAUUAGUCUUGCCCUCACACAGGAAAAUCUAGGCAACAGCCAAGGAUCCAACAGGCUUUUGGACCCCACUGCUUCUGAUGUGACUCCCCUGGGGCGCUGGAGAACAGAGUACGAACAGAGCCUCAUGAGUGGGGUUCAGAGAAUGCCCGACUCCACUGGAACUAUGGAAAGUGGCACACUGGCCAUGGAGAAACCCUCCUGCUGUUUCGCCAGACUCCAGAGCAGAAGGUUGAGCUCCUCCAGAAGUGGGACUAGUCCCGAAAUCCUACCAGCACCUCUGGAAUCUCCUGUUAUCCCUGAGGCUUCCCGUAGCCAGACCAACAAAACUUCCAGCCUGCCCAGGGAGCUGAGCUAUUGCACCUCAGGUAGCUCCAGGAUCCACGUGUCCCAGGCAAAAGACGGAACCUCAUCUAGAAGCCACUUGACCCAGGAGAUGAGCCUCAAGAGCUCAGAAGGAAGUUCAUCUAAGAAAGCAGAGCAAUCCAUGUUUUGCGGGCUGCUGGAAUCCAGCUCAGUCCCGUGCACUUUGACAAGACCUGAGCCUGCCACCAGCAGGGUGGAAGGGGGUGCUGGGCAUGUGUUAUCAGAGCAGUCUCUACUAGAGAAGGCAAGGUCCAGCUGCCUUUUUCAGCCAAGAGCGUGGUUCAUCUCCUGGGGGGACACGCUGAAACCAGCUCUGACGCAGCAGGAAGAAAAGGGGGGCAGUGUUGAUUCCGGGGUGGACGUUUUCGAGAACUUUUACAGGAGAGUGGGCCGAUCUGCCGAGGUGCAGGCUCCGAUCCAAAAGGCAGGGCACAGGAAUGCCACUGGUGCCGCUGGGGUACAAAUAAGGUCUGAAGAUGGGCGCUUGGGUUCAGGUGAAGUACAGAAAUGGAGAGGUUCUCUUGAGCAGCAGCCUGACGGCAUGGGCCAGCAAGGGAACAAGGCUGAGAAGGAAGUCCUGAUCAGCCCCAGGGAGGCAGUGGAAAAGUUAGGAACACCCCAGUAUGGAAGCAAGAGGACUCUAUGGCAAAAGUGGGAGGACAGACCACUUAUUGCUAUCAACUGAUGUACAGUAAAUUAAUCAAGUUUGAAUUUCAAGAACAUGGUGUCUGAUUCAGGGCAUUUUGUAGUUAGAUCAUGUAGCAAGUCUUUUUUUUUUUUUCUGAGCUCAACAAAAAUAUUGGAGGCUGUCCUGAAACUUGGUUGCAGGGCUGCUUGUGUUGUGCAGCCAGAUUUCAGUGUUUUCAUAGAUAGUCAAAAAGUUUAAUUGUAUGGUCCAUCCAAGAGCCUGCUGAUUCAGUUCUAUACAUUUUUCUUAUGGUGUUUAGCACUUCAUUUACAGAAAGCUAGAUAUCCUAACUGAUGGGGAGCUCAGGCCAACUGAGUAAAACACUGGAGGGAAACAAAAGGAUAAAAUCGCCCGCUCCCUCCCCAAGGAAUUGAACUGGAGCUUGAAAGAGCGUGACACGAGCUACCUCACGACAGCUCGGUGUCAUCUUCUGAAUUAAGUUUUUAUUCUUUUUAAACGCCACUCAUGCUGCCCUUUUAUGUAUGUGAAUGUUAUUUAUUCAAUUUUUAACAACCAUUCAGUGUCAAUUUGUGCAAUAAAAGUUCAUUGACGGU